CACUUAUUGUUCAUUUGUCCACCGACGAGAGACAGUAUCUCGCAAGAGCAUCACGAAGUAAAACGUAUCCUUCUGACCAUGCUUGUGAAUAAGAUAGACCCAUUAUGUGCGUAUGUUUAAACACGAACAAAGACGAGUAAAAUCCACAAUGGGUAUGGCAGUGACUAUAGAUCCAACCAAGAUCCAACAAGACUGAACAAGACCAAACGAGUGAUGCCAGAACUCGGUGGUUUGAUGAAUGCUCAGGAAAGUUUCAACAAUUUCUUCUUUAUCGACCUCGUCGGCGCCGCAUCCACCGACGAGUUACCGACUUAUCGACCCACCGCCAGGGGUAUACUGGCGCCAUCUAUCAGGAGGUCGCGGAAACUCUUCCACAAGUAGUUUCCGCUGUUUUCGUAUAGAUGGCGCAAUGGUCGAAUAAUUAAAUUGUUAUUAACUGUUAUUAACGUUUUGAUUUGUAAACUAAUUUGAAAUUGUAAAAAUAAAGGCUUUCUAUCUCUUCCAAAGUGGACUGGGGGCUAAUUAGUUCGCGUUACAGCAGGAAAUACAAGAGUUUAGAAAACCUGCUCGAAACUAUUGGUGGUCUCGUCGCAAUUCUUUUAACAUAUGUUAGGUUUUUCAACCGGCUAAAUGUAAACAUGAUGCGUAUGCAUAAUCUGGUAUCAAUGAACUCUUAGUGAUAGAGUAGUCAUUAAAUAUUCAUGAGUUACAUGAAUUUGUACGUAAUAAGUAUCUACAAUUUCAUUCCAAAGCCUGGGAGAGAUUGUGCCACAUCGCUUCUGAUCGCAUCAGAGUCGAGCGUAUGUACACAGACUGAUACAGACAAUGUUAAAAUUAUAUUAACGAAGAUUUAAAUACAAAGAUGCAGUGGCCGUCGUUUACUCUUAUAUUGACCGAAGUAUUUUUAGCUUUUAUUGCUUAUUCAAUUUAUAGUUUGUCUUUGUUGUUUGUGGCACCAGUUUGCGAGGAAGGCAAAUCAUGCUUAACGUCAUACUUGAAUCAACAGCCACAAGUACAGUUACAGGUGUACAGUUCUGUUGAUAAAUAUCCCUCAGAUCGACAGAUCGAUUUUGUGUAUGGCAAUGAAAAUUUUAAUUAUACACACUCAGAUAACUUUCCUUUGACUUUGACCAUUCCACGCAAAACACGAAACAAUGGAACAUUGUUUCUACAUAUUAUCAUUGCACCAAGUUCUAAAAGAUAUGGAAAAAGUAUCAUGGAUGCACAAAGGGAUCCAUAUGUAUCUUAUACAAGUAUUAAAAUGACUCAAUAUAUGGUACCUGAAGCAGAAGUUUUUAAUCUACUAGGUGAAAAAGAAUCUCGGGUAAAAAAGAAGAAAACAAAUUCAAUGCAACCUGUGACUCAUCUCAAAAGCCGUGUAACUUUCACGAUAAUGACCGAUGAUGCGAAGCUUCCUGUGAAUAAUGUACCAAUGGAGCUUGUUAAUCACUUGAAGAUUAUACACGGGAAAACAUUUUUACCUAUAGUCAAGUGUGAUUUCCUACAAACCAGACAUCAUGAUUUGGUAAAAAUCAUGCCUCAGAAUGACACAGUCAAUAUCACCUUACAGUACUCUCCAGUUUCUCUUGGAAAGUUAAGACUGUUGCUACACGUGGAAGCUACUAUGCAGAGCUUAAAAAAUCUCGGAUUUUCUGAUAAAGAUGUAAACGAAGUAAAAGGAAUUUUUGCAGACACUAAUAUAUAUAUCUUGGGAGGAACUUUCUUUAUUGCAGCCAUUCAUUUGCUGUUUGAUUUUCUUGCCUUUAAAAACGAUGUCAGUUAUUGGAGGAGAAAAAAUAAUCUUGUAGGCCUUAGUAAAUGGACUGUUAUAUGGAGAGGAUUCAGUCAAACUAUCAUUUUUCUGUACUUGUUAAAUGAAGGUUCUUCUUUGCUUGUUCUUAUUCCUACUGGGAUUGGAUCCAUUAUUGAGAUAUGGAAAUUAAAGAAGGUAUUAAAGUUUAAAUUUAACAGGGACAAUAAUAUUAAUAUAGCUGAAGCUAAAACAAGACAGUUCGAUGCAGAAAGUAUGCAUUACUUAAGUUACUUGUUAUACCCUCUUGUCAUUGGUGGUGCAAUAUACUCCUUGCUCUAUCAGCCUCAUAAAAGCUGGUACUCGUGGAGUAUAAAUUCCUUAGUAAAUGGUGUCUAUGCGUUCGGAUUUUUAUUUAUGCUUCCUCAGCUUUUCGUGAAUUAUAAACUAAAAUCUGUGGCACAUUUACCAUGGCGAACGUUCAUGUACAAAGCAUUUAACACAUUUAUCGACGAUGUGUUCGCAUUUAUAAUUUCCACGCCGACCGCGCAUAGAAUAGCUUGCUUCAGAGAUGACGCAGUUUUUCUUGUUUAUCUUUAUCAGCGAUGGCUGUAUCCAGUAGACAAGUCUCGCCCAGAUGUUGACUGUAUUGGUGAGGAAUCUGUUGACUUUAAUAGUGUGAACAAAAAAUUGGAUUAAAAUAAAAAUUUAUUUUAUUGCUAUUUAUAUUUCUAUUAUGUUUAAUACAAGAUAGCACUAUUAAACAAUAUUGUUUGUAUUAGUAAUGAACAUAUGAUACGAACAUGCUUAAAUGUUACAGCAUUCAAAUUUUUAUAAAGCUGGUUUAGAUUCUGUUAAGGAAGCUUGAAAUACCAGUAUCCUUUAGUGUUACAUAACAGAAGAGUAAUCAUUUAAAAAUAAAUAAAAUUUGCUAUGAAUAAUAUUUUAUUUUGUAUUUUAGAUAAAAUUUCUGUUAUGAAUUAUGCAGUAUAUUAUUUUGAAUGUAAUAAUAUCACAUGUAAAGUGAAAACAAAAUCCCUCAGGCUUUUAGAUAAGAUUAGAUUAUAUUCAGUUUUAUUUCAUUUAAUCUCUUCACAGCGACCUUUAACAUUAUUUCCUAUGACACUGUAAUAAUGCAGAAUUUGAGAUUUCAAUGUUUUUACAUUCCAUGUAUGCUGUAACAAAUUAAGUGUAUGUGUUAUGUAAUUUUUUCUCGAGAUUAUUUCCAAGGUCACGUAACACUAUUUAAGUGGUACAUGAAAUGAUGAACAAUCUGCUAGUAUAGUAGUAGUCAGCAUUCGUACAUGAUUGACGUUUCGGUUUAAAGCAACAUUUAAACUGCGUAAAAAGAAAAUAAAACGCGUGAAUAAAUCGGACAUAGAUUAAGACGUUCAAAAGCAAAUAUGAUCUAUUAUGAACGAUUACUAUUGAAAUCCAUCAUUACGAAUCUUGUAAUUGUAUCUGUUAUCUUAUAUUGUUAGAUAAGUGUACCAAUCACAAUGUCAAAAGCGAUAAAGAUAAGAAAUUUUGAUUAAA
Osmia bicornis bicornis is the source of this 3286-nucleotide messenger RNA. Its product is annotated as cleft lip and palate transmembrane protein 1-like protein. Lineage: Eukaryota; Metazoa; Arthropoda; Insecta; Hymenoptera; Megachilidae. The record is from RefSeq and is a predicted model, not a curated record. Gene Ontology annotation, cellular component: endomembrane system; membrane. Bases 863 to 2449 code for a protein of 528 amino acids. The transcript has 9 exons.